Pristis pectinata (smalltooth sawfish) is the source of this 9976-nucleotide messenger RNA. RefSeq names its product CUGBP Elav-like family member 6 (gene celf6). The record is from RefSeq and is a predicted model, not a curated record. Gene Ontology annotation, molecular function: mRNA binding. Gene Ontology annotation, cellular component: nucleus; cytoplasm; ribonucleoprotein complex. Bases 225 to 1661 code for a protein of 478 amino acids. The transcript has 13 exons. NCBI's taxonomy places the organism in Eukaryota, Metazoa, Chordata, Chondrichthyes, Rhinopristiformes, Pristidae. Gene Ontology annotation, biological process: mRNA splice site recognition; regulation of alternative mRNA splicing, via spliceosome.
UCUCCCUCUUUUCCCCAACACAGAUUGGAUUGAAGGAGUGUCUGUUUGUAUGUGUGGCGGGCAGGGUUAACGUGGCUUUGAGGCUGUGUGUAUGUGUGUGGAUCCGGCAACAUUUACUCAGCACCAAGCAGGCAACCCUGACGUCAGGACUUGCAGACUCCUAGUUAAAGAGGGCUGACGUGGGCGACCAGAGAGAGAGAGAGAGAGACAGACAGCGCUUGAAGAUGGCCACUGUAAGCAACGGAGUACAGCUAGACACCAACAACAGUGGCGGCAGCGGACGAAUGAACGGCUUAAGCCACAGUCAGAACACCAUCCCAAUGAAAGAUCACGACGCCAUCAAACUCUUCAUCGGCCAGAUCCCCCGUAACCUGGAAGAGAAGGACCUAAAACCGUUGUUCGAAGAAUUUGGCAAGAUCUACGAACUGACUGUGUUGAAAGACCGUUUCACUGGUAUGCACAAAGGUUGUGCCUUCCUCACGUAUUGUGCCAGGGAUUCGGCGCUUAAGGCUCAGAGUGCUUUACACGAACAGAAGACAUUGCCAGGGAUGAACCGACCGAUUCAGGUGAAGCCUGCUGACAGCGAAGGCCGUGGAGAAGACAGAAAGCUCUUUGUGGGUAUGCUGGGGAAGCAACAAACAGAAGAUGAUGUGAGGCGGCUGUUUGAGUCCUUUGGUUCAAUCGAAGAGUGCACCAUACUCAGAGGUCCUGACGGAACCAGUAAAGGCUGUGCAUUUGUAAAAUAUUCCUCGCACGCAGAAGCUCAAGCAGCCAUCAACAGUCUGCAUGGAAGCCAGACUAUGCCAGGUGCGUCAUCCAGCCUGGUGGUGAAAUUCGCCGACACCGACAAGGAACGCACACUGCGUCGCAUGCACCAGAUGGCAGGGCAGUUGGGCAUCUUUAAUCCAAUGGCAAUCCAGUUUGGCGCAUAUGGAGCUUAUACUCAGGCGCUGAUGCAACAACAAGCAGCAUUGAUGGCAGCAGCACAGGGCACCUACCUGAACCCAAUGGCUGCAAUUGCUGCAGCCCAGAUGCAGCAGAUGGCAGCCUUUAACGUGAAUGGACUGGUAGCAACACCAAUGACGCCGUCCUCAGGCACCAGUACACCCCCUGGCAUCAAUGCAACAGCUGUACCUAGUAUAGCUACGCCCAUUGGAGUCAAUGGGUUUAGUGCCAUGCCACCACAGACCAAUGGACAGCCAACAUCAGAUACCAUCUACGCCAAUGGCAUCCAUCCGUACCCAGCUCAAAGUCCAACAGUGGCUGACCCAUUACAACAAGCCUAUGCAGGCAUGCAGCAUUAUACAGCAGCUUAUCCUGCAGCGUACGCUCCCAUUGGUCAGGCAUUUCCACAGCAACCCCCUAUCAUUCCUCAGCAACAAAGAGAAGGACCAGAAGGGUGCAAUCUGUUCAUCUACCAUCUGCCGCAGGAGUUUGGGGAUGCUGAGCUUAUGCAGAUGUUCAUGCCUUUUGGCAAUGUCAUCUCUGCCAAAGUCUUUGUUGACCGUGCCACAAACCAAAGUAAAUGCUUUGGCUUUGUGAGUUUUGACAAUCCUACCAGUGCUCAGGCUGCUAUUCAGGCUAUGAACGGCUUUCAGAUUGGAAUGAAGAGGCUAAAAGUACAACUGAAACGACCAAAAGACGCUAACCGACCAUACUGACCUUCACACGCUCCUAACCAGGUUGGAAGCAUCGUCACAUUCAGUGAUCCUUUGUCACAAGUGCAGUCUGAAAAUUAAAUGACUUUUUUUUGCUGCGAAUCACUGUGGAAGAAAACAGAUUAGAUUUCAAAGGGGAAAAAAAAACACUUCGGGAGCGAUUUGGGGGAAUUAAAAAGGAUGUUGGAUGGAAACAAAAAAAACAAAAAUCAAAAAAUUAAUGACAAGAAAAUUAAUUCAUAUUCGCACUGGAACUGUGAUAGGGGCAUUGAGACACACCAUGACUGAGUUUAUCCGAAAGCACUGAAUAAUUGUUCAGAGGAUUAAACGAUAAUUACAGACUUUUCAAAUUUACCAAAGCCAGCUGGAUAAGAUUGUGUGCCUACAACCAACGUGACACGUCCUUGCCUUUGAAACAGGCAGGACAUUACAGAUUAAAGGGACAUUUUCAAAGCUGGCACAGGGACUUAAAAGUUGUACUACUGUAAAAUCACAUCAUUCCUUAGAUGAUUAGGGACCAAAGGACCAAACUUUUUUAAAUCUUAUAGUUGUAAGUAAAAAAAAAUAGAUCAUAACAUUUCAUGGUGAUUUAGGGCAAAAUAUGUGUGUACAAGAAAAGGCUUCAUAGGAUUUAAGAGUCAUUUUAGGAACACUUAAGUAUUUAGGAAGGAGCUCAGACAGUGGAAAGACAAUCGAUUCUGCAAUUAUAUGGGAGUGGAAAAUUCAUUUUAUAUUCCUGAAGAGCUGGCUCAUGAGCUAUGUCCCGAUGUACAGUAGCUGAUGAAAUAAUGGGACUUUCAUCAUCAAAGCACUAGAGGUUACUUGUAAAAAUUUAGAAAUGCUGUUCUUGCUGUUCCUAAGCAUUUAUUUAGUACUAUAAAUAUUAAAAGCUGUUCAUAUCAGAUCUGCCCUCUGUUGAUUGACAUUGUUUCUCAGGCAGUGUAAUGGUUCUCUUACUCAGGAGUGUUGUGUCUUGUAAAGUUUUCACACUCCCUGUCCUGGACAAACCACAGGAGUAGUGCUGGUUCACAGCAGCGUGAGUGGACCCUGGUCCAAUAUGCAAUACUACAUAGAAAAGAGGUAUAUUAUUAAAUAACAGGCAAAUAAAUACAACUGAGAUUCACGUGGACAAACAAUACACCCUGUUCUAUCUGUUUUACCUUGUUGAAGGUAAGUAUUGAUGAACAGAACAUUACUUAUUUUCUAUGUAUUCAUCUGAGGAAUGUUGAUUUCACUGGGAACGCCAGCAUUUAUUGUCCAUCCCUAAUUCCCCCUGAACACAGGAGGCAUUUAAGAGUCAACCACAUUAAUGGGCUCCAGACUCACAUAUAGGUCAGUGGAUAAGGAAGGCAGACCUCAUUCCCUCAAGCAUAUUAGAAAUAGGUUUCUAUGAUGGUUACUUUUACUGUUACUAGAUUAGACGGCUUUCUUUUAAUUCCAAAUUUAGUUUCAUGUUUAUCUGAAUUUAACUUCCCAAGCUGCCAUGGUGGAUUCAAACCCAUGCCUCUGGAUCAACUAGUUCAGUAACUUAACCACUGCACUACCAUACCCCAUUACGAAUGAAUCCUGAUCUCUCUGACACAGGUCUUUGAACAUAGCCUUACAAAGCAUCACACUUUAUCAUUUUACAAGUUUCCUUGCCUACAUUAUUCACAGUUUCUGUUAUUCAAAGUCAAGUCUUAAAGCAGUAAAAACGUUUUCUUUACAAAAGCGUUCUGUUGAGACAAGUUGGGGUCAUUGAGUUCGUCAAACUCGGCUGGCAUUCUGUUUCUACUAUUUAAUUGAGAAUUGCAUCUUGAAGGGUUCUGUAAGGUCUGAAUCAUCAUUCUUUUCUCAUGGAAUCCUUAUGAGCACAAUCAAAUUUGUAAUCUCCUUCCUUCAAGCCAAUCUUUAGGAACACUCUGUGCAAGAAAUAGGUGCAGAGUAGGAUACACAGCCCCUCAAUCCCAGCUGGCAUUCAGUGGGUCCGCAGAAGAAACCUAACAUCAAAGCUCCUUUUCCAUCAGAACUCCAAUGUCUUGAUUCCGUUCAAAAAAUAAAACACUGCAGAUGCUUCACAUUUGAAAUAAAAUACUGUAAAUACUCAGUGGGCAGCAUCAGGGAAAAGACCUACCCCAGCAACACCCUUGGUACUUUCAUUCCCCAGUGAGUUUCUUAUGGUUAGAGCAUUUAUUUUCCUUUUUUCCCUCUCCUCUAUUAUCAUUUGUUUCCAUACGUCCUCCAGGAAAAUCACUGGCAAAUAAAAGCCUACAUCACUCUCUCUCAGCCAGCACCACCCCUACUUGUGUCAUUCAGUUUCACUUGGUCUCCAUCCUAUCACAGACAUUCCCUCUGUUCUUUCCACCACUCACCCAUCUCUGCAGCUUUAAACAUGUUGGAUUUCUCAGUUUUCUACAUUCUGGUGAAAGCUCAUGAACUUGAAACCUUGACCGUUUCUUGAUCCUUUUUCUGGCCAAAGUUCUUUCAGUUUGACCUUUGAGCCCACUACACAUUGGGAUCAAUUUACAUUGGCCCAUUAAUCUACUGACCCACAUGUCUUAAGGACGUGGGAGCAAACUGGAGCACCCAGGGGAAACCCACGCAGUCACAGGGAGAACGUGCAAACUCCAAACAGACAGCACCGGAUGUUGGGAUUGGAUCCGGAUCUCGGAGAGGCUUCGUCACUGUGCCACUUUAUUCAGAAAUUGUCUCAGGAUCUCGGGCACAGAAAACUACUCAUCAACUGAGUUUAAGUCUGUCCCCAUCAGUUACCAUUAAUAUAGUGAUUGGUAGACAUGUGAUUCUCUGAUAUAUCCAAAGCAGGAGCCACAAAGCAUUUCCAAUGCGUUUGUGAUAUCCCAAGCACAUAGGCAAGUUUGUCUUCGAGUAGCAGACUGGUGAGCCUUUCAAAUGCAUGCACAUACAUUGAAAGAAUUGCGCAAUGUGCCAUGGUAAAUGCAUAUCUUGCCUUACUGCAACACGUAAGUAGGGGCGCCUCAGGGAAGCAUGCUGAGCCCCUACUGAAUACUAUCCAUUUCAAUUGCCUGCUCCAAAUCCUUCUCAUUCCUGAUGGCUCCAGUGUCACCAGAGGGGUUAACACGGACAAACCACUGAACAUAAGACAAAGCUCCACCAAGAACUCAAAGGUUGUUGAGACUGAUUGACUGGGGCAUUGCCCAACUCAGCAUUGGUGUUCUUCCAAUUACAAGGCUGCAUAAUCCAUCUUAUCAUCAUAAUGCUGCAUAAUCAUCUUAGGAAGGGUUCUGCAGGAAUGAAGCUGACUGAAGAAAGGGAAUUCUUGAGAAGGUUCAUCUCUAUUUAUCACUAUUCAUUUCUUUAAACAAUGCACUGAGACUCCUGAGAUAACCCAAAUUUUGUCCCACAGAAUUGGUACUUCUCAUUCUGGAAUCAAAAGUCAGAUCUCAAUGAAAUAUGGUCCAAUAUCUCAAUAAGAUUGCAGUGUCACUACAAGAAAUGCUACCAGAUCUCCCAGACCAGGAGCAAAGGAUUCAUGCAUAUCAAUAUUUAGUAAAUGCAUUCAAAUAAAGAAGAACAUCAGACAAAAUAAAAUGUGGCCGAUCAGGGUCGCUCCAUGCAGCUGAGAUGUCUCAUGCAUCAUUUCAAAAUGCCCCUUCCUUCCAGAUCAAAUUGCCAGCACAGAUCAUCAAGAGCAAAGUUUCAGGUAACAACUCCUACCUGUUGUGUGAUCAGGUUGUCUGGAACCUUGUACCUUUAAUGCCAUGCUAACUUUGACUGAAUUUGAAAACCAUUCAUUAGGAUGACGAGAAGAUUCUUCUUUACAUUGAAACAUACCCCAGAACCCUGAUGUGUAAAAGUAAUUCACAGCAAGUGCUGUAAAAUUCCUUGCAAAUUUCAGUAAUUUUCUUUACAUCACUGUUCAAUUCAUUUUCUGAUUGUCUGAUUUUUUUUCCAAUGGAUGGUGGAAGACCACAAUCAAGAAUCCUUAUCUAACAUAGGCAACCUUUGAUCAGUAAAGGUGAUAGCCAAUUCUUCCAAGAGGAGUCUGCUGCCUCCAGGUAGACUUACGGAAGCCUCAAUGUGAAUUAUUUCUCGGCAUUUCAGUGGGGUCACAGUUAUUGUACAGCCCAGGUCUCACAACAACAGGGUAACUACAGAACAAGUGACUCAAAACUUGUUACCUUUCCAUCUUCUCAAGUUCUGUAUGCAUUUGGAUCUAGAGCCAACUGGAUAUGGAUGCUUGAUUAGAAUCAUAGCAGUAAGAAGAAGGACAUUCUGCCCAUUGAGUCUAUGCCAGCUAUGACAGCAAUUGUGUUUGGUAUCCAGCAUUUUAAUCCAACCUUCCAAGAUUACCUCUCUAAUAACAUGAUGAUGUGCUACCAUAUCAUAAUCCACACAAUCUUGGACAACUCAAAUACAUCAGGAGAUCAGACCUUUCUCAUAACCUUGGAAUGAAAGGUUCUUAUUGUUCAAGUCAACAGUUUUAACCUGAAAGAGGUCAUGCCAGAAGAUACCAACCCACUAAUCAGCACUCCUGAGGACCCAUUGAGAAUCUAACCCAUUGAGAAACCAAGUGGGAGACUUAAAGUUUGAGGUGAUAGAUCAGGUAAUCAUUAAUUUAUACAAAAUCAGGCUUUAAAGACAUGGAUUAUUAAACCAAAUCUGAUACGUUAGUUAUACUUCAAAUGCAUUUAUCAAAUUGCAUUCAUAUCAUUAUCAUUAUAUUCCUUGUUGAAAUCUUACUGUCUACAUAAUCUUCCCAAUAUUGCACUCCUUUGUAGAUUCUUGCGUCCACUUUCAAAGUGAGUCUUUUAUCAACUUGUCACUUUGCAAUUCUCAGCAACCGUGAUGCUGUGGUGCCUCAUGUUUGCACCUAUUAUCUUCUCAUCUGUUCUACAGACAAGUUCCCUUGCGCCAAUCCAUGUGUCUGCCUUUUGAAUUAACUUGUGUCUCAUGCUUGGUUUAAUUAUCUUGACUUUCAAUCCCUCUUCUCCUGAAGAUUCUGCAUCUGAAACAUCAAAAUAAUGGACUGGUUUUUACACAGUAUACAAAUAGUGUAACUUCACCACACCUUCAAUGCUCCUGCUCCCAAUAUCAUAAUGUGCCAAGUACAAACUAAUGCUCCCUCCUAGAAUCUAAGAAAUGCCAUGUUUCCAUCAAUAUUUCCCUUCUUACUUAUCUGUACCAUAAUAGUGUUUGAGAGUAUGAAGACUAAUUUUAUAAAUUAAAACAAAUAGUUUAGUGAUUGCUCUAGAUAGCGAAACAAGCCAAUUUCUCUCUUCUAACUGUAAAAUAGUACACCAGCUGAUUUUACUGAAUGGUUUUAGAUUUGACCAAGAGUUUGCAGAAAGAACUUAAUUUUUAAAUCCUUUACCUUGCAUUGUUUUUUUUAAAACAACUGAACGAAAAACCUAUUCCAGUGCUGGACACUAACUUUGGCAAGUUAUAAAGUGGUGGUGUCUGAGGGUUACAUGGAUUACAAACCAAAUGUUGGUGUAUUCUGGUGUUUAAUUGUGCCUUGAGGCACUAGCUUUGCCAUUUCCCCUUCUGUUUGCCCUAAGAAUCCUGAUACAAAAUUUAAAACUUGAUUCAAUGUGUUCCUUUAUUGAAUGAGAACACUGAAAAUGUCAGAGCUUUCUGCAUUUUGUAAAUUAACCCUAGAGAUGCUCCCAAGACAAGUGUUUGCUUUUGGUGCAGAGUGUACCUUUAACAUAAUCCAAAAUAAGCAAUGCAAACAAGAAAUCUACUGCACAUGGCAUAUCAAUGACCAUUUUAGCUAUUCUUCUUAUUACAUAUGUUUACAUUGGGUUUAUAGCACAAAACAGGCCAUUUGACCCAAACAGUCCAUGCUGGGGUUUAUAUUUCACUCCAGCCUCUUCCCACACAUCUUCAGCUAAACCUAUAAGUGUAUUCAUUACCCAUUUCUCCCUUACAUGCUUGUCCAGCCUCUCCUUACAUCCAUCUAUACUUUUCCCCACCCACUCCCUGCGGGAGUGAGUUCCACAUUUUCACUACACUUUGGGCAAAAAUGUUUCUUUGGAAUUCUUUAUUGGAUUUCUUGGUGACUAUCCUAUAUUUAUGGCUUCUGUUUAGGUUCUUUCACACAAAUAGAAACAUUCUGCAAAUGCUUGAUCAAGACCUUUCAUAAUUUUAAGACUCUAUCAGUCACACCUCAUUCUUUUCUCAAAAGAAAAGAGACCCAUUCUGUACAUCUUUUCUGAUCUGCACACCCUCCCACUCCUGCUUUCUGAGCUGCUCAUCUCUGCACCAUCCCCAGUGCCAUAAUAUCCUUUUUAUAACAUGGUGCCCAUGACUGUGUGCAUUACCCUAGGUGUGAUAUAACCAAGGUUUUUUACGUUAGAUUAACAUUCCUACUUUUCAGUCCUGUCCCUCAUAAACCCUCAUAUUUCGUUUGCUGCUUUCAUGUCCUUGCCCGAUGAGAGUGGAUACCACUGAAGGACUUCUGGGAUAAAACAACUUUAAAUGCCCUAACAUUCCUCUUAAGUACACAAGGAGAACACAAGCCUUCUAAUGCAAACAAUGACCAGAUGGUUUAAGUCCAAGAGAAAAGAAGUCCUGAUCCAGGGUUUCGACCCAAAACGUCAACAAUUCCUUUUCCCCUUACAGAUGUUGCCUGACCCGCUGAGUUCCUCCAGCAGAUUGUUUGUUGCUCCAGAUUCCUGCAUCUGCAGUCUCUUCUGUUUCCAGAUAAGAAUGCUAUCCACUUGCAGAUUGAAUACUCGUGACCAGUCACUCUUACUUUCAAAGAAGGUUCAAAUAGCUCAGGAGUAACAAAUAGAAAUGGCAGCAUAUGUAGAAAGAAAGAAUGUUUAUGUGGGGCAGGUAGGGUUGGUGGAUAAGAUUACAGUCCAGGCUCUGUCAAUACAUCGUUAGAAAAUCUUGAAAGAUACUCCAGAUCAGUGUGCCUAUUCCAAAGGCCUGGAGUGCUGGGACCUUUGCACUGUUGCAGGAGCUUUUGAGAAGAGAUUUUCUGCUUUUCUAAGGACCAGAAGCCUUAAAACUCCUCUGAAACCCAUAAGGAGAGCAAAAAGAAUUGCAGCACUUGCCUGUGUGAUAUGAAUAUUAUCUUUGGUCAUGAGUAUUGAUACUGAAGUGGAUAGCAUUCUUAGCUACUCAGUCCUGAUGCAAGGUUUCGACCCAAAACACUGACAAUUUCUUUACCCCAGCAGAUGCUGCUCGACCUGCUGAGUUCCUCCAGCAGAUUGUUUGUUGCUCCAGAUUCCAGCAUCUGCAGUCUCCUGUGUCUAACGUUCUUAUCUCUGAUUUAAACCACUUGGCAUUGCUUUUCAUUUUAUGAGGGUUAGUGCUUCCACGGUGAUGUUGAAACAGCAGCCUUCCUUCACUGAGAAUCAUAAUUGCACAAUGGCAAAAGUGACAGGUGGGAAAAAGGCCAUUCAGCCCAUCAAACCUAACCUUAUUUUCCUGAUAUCUGGUGUGAUUAUGAUUAGACACUUCUUCCUGCUGUUCCCAGAGUCUUGAACUGCCAUAGUGAGUUUUGAGCUCAUGAUACCUGGAUUGCUAAUCCAGCAACCUAACCGCAAAUUAAUAUAAUGCGCCAAAGCACAUUAACUUGCCUCCUGCUCCGCCUGGGUUAAUCAAGUCAUCAAUGGAAGUUUAAGGGUAAGAAGUAGACACUACAUUGCCUGAGAAACAAAUGAGUGGGACCUUAUUUUAGUCAUUUUAUAUUAUGAAGAAAGACAGCAGUAAUGCAUUAAGAGUCAGCUUCUAACGAGGAAGAAUAACAUAUCUUACAUUAUCACCAACAUUGGCAAUGCCUUUGCUUCUGCUCUCCAUAGACUUCAGAACAACUGAAGUUGGUCCAGAUAAAAGUGAACAUAUUUGCAUUAUGCCAGCAGAAAGAUGCAUUAAGAGAUAAAGAAGCUUUUAAUUAACAAAUUCCUCUAGUUACAGGUACUGCAAACUAGCUACUAAGACCUUGCUGCAUUUGUACAUAUAUUAUAGCAUAUUUUUCUUUCUUUACCUAUGGUUUUCUUUAUAAUACACAGAAGAAUAAAAAAAUGGAUUUAAGAUUUUCAAUGUUUUACCAUAAUAUUAAAUGAAAUUUUAAAAAAUAACAGGCCAAAGCAGAUAUUUGUGCGGUCUGCCUAUUUAAGAUCCGAUAUUUAAAUAAUUUAUUAUUUGCUAUUUAUGAUCAGAUUUAAGUACUUCGGUUGACAUUCGUUAUCAUUGUCGCUUCUUGACUUUUAAUAAUUUAAUUGUCAUAACCGGUCUUAUUUAUUUUUGGGGCUCGAGAGGAGAUUUUCUGCCCCUUCACUUUUACUGCCAGAGAUGUAAUUUAAAUUAGAGAUUGUAUAGACAAGCAGAACAUGCCCUGUAAU